Messenger RNA from Carica papaya (papaya), 1086 nucleotides. The record is from RefSeq and is a predicted model, not a curated record. Lineage: Eukaryota; Viridiplantae; Streptophyta; Magnoliopsida; Brassicales; Caricaceae.
ACUUUCUUCAACGGAACUACCAAAAACGUAGACCAGCUGGCCACUGCUCUGAUAUCGAACACCAUCAUCACGCCGUUAAAAACUUCCUUCUCAACACAGCUGCUGCCAAAUUCUUAGACACUACUCUUCUAUUUUUUUCUCUUCAUAGAAUCCUAGAUCUUGUUAGUGUACGGUGUUGCUUUGAUUGUUUGGUUUUCCGAGGAAUUUAAGUGAUACUUUAUUGCAUUUUCUCGAGAAAGUUUGGGACUCAUGUCGGAUGCUUUGAUCAAUGGACUGGCUGGAGCCGGCGGUGGGAUCAUCGCUCAGCUUAUCACUUAUCCUCUUCAAACUGUAAAUACUCGUCAACAAACGGAGCGUGAUCUGAAGAAGGAGAAGAGGAAACUCGGAACGAUUGAACAAAUGUGCCAGGUUGUAAAUCAAGAGGGAUGGGGACGGUUGUAUGGAGGUUUAACACCGUCUCUAGUGGGUACAGCUGCAUCUCAGGGUGUUUACUAUUAUUUCUAUCAAAUAUUCAGGAAUAGAGCUGAAGCUACAGCACUUGAACAUAAGAAGAAGGGGAUAGGUGAUGGAACAGUUGGGAUGUUCUCUUCGCUUGUGGUAGCUGCUUUAGCUGGGUGUGUGAAUGUGCUGUUGACAAACCCUAUUUGGGGUAGUUGUUACACGCAUGCACGUAAAACUUCAAUUGAUAUUCAAGAAGUGUAUGAUGAAGCUGGACUCUGGGGCUUCUGGAAAGGUGUAUUCCCGACAUUGAUCAUGGUGAGUAAUCCUUCUAUACAGUUUAUGCUGUAUGAAACAAUGUUGAAGAAACUGAAGAAGCGUACCUUGGAAAAGAAACGUAGUGGUGAAAUCACUGCUUUGGAGAUAUUUCUACUUGGAGCUUUGGCAAAACUAGGAGCUACUAUUGUAACAUAUCCUCUUUUGGUUGUGAAGGCAAGGCUUCAAGCAAAACAGGUCACAACUGUGGACAAAGGCGGAAGGAUAAUAGUAAGGGUGGUGGUGAUGGAGAACAAGGAUUAUAGUGGUCACGAUAAAGUUGAAAGUGAAGAUAGUAAUAAUAACAACAACAAUAAUAACGAUAACAAUUAA